AUGGAUGACGUGGCAGCCUCGCUUGAGAAGGCUGGCUACCGCUGUAUCAAGUUGGAUGUUGCUUUUGCUUUCCACUCGGAUCAGUUGAACCCUAUUUUAGACGACUUUGAGGAAAUUGCAAUGGCGGGUGUCAUCUUUCAGGAGCCAAAAGUGCCAGUUAUCUCGCCUCUGCUCGGCAAAGUCAUUUUUGAUGGUAAGACAAUGAAUGCAAGCUACGUCCGCCGGGUCACAAGACAAACCGUCGACUUUGUGGCUGCUCUAGAGCAGGCCCAGAAGAUUCAUACUAUUAGCGAUGAGACUGUCUGGAUCGAAAUUGGGCCACAUCCUGUUUGUACAAACUUUAUCAAAACCACCAUUCCGUCCACACGGCUCGCUGUCCCAUCAAUGCGCCGUGGCGAUGAUAACUGGAAGACCAUAACCGAGAGCAUGGCUACUUUGCAUAUUUGUGGUGUUGAAGUUGGCUGGAAUGAGUUCCACAGCCCACUCGAGCGUAGGCUACGCCUAUUGGAUCUUCCAGCAUAUGCAUGGAAUGAAAAGAACCACUGGAUUCAGUAUACUGUCGACUGGUGUUUGACAAAGUCAGAUCUUAUGCAGGAAGAUCUACUGGCUGCCACCCAUGGGCAUAGCAUGAACAACUGUGGUGUUGUUACAUCGUCCAUCCAUGCCGAUAUUGCAUACACCCUUGGGAAUUAUCUGUACCGCAAGUUGAACCCGAAGUCCAAAGAAGUCCACAUGAAUACUGGCAAUCUAGUCGUUACAAAGGGUCUUGUUGCUCAAACAAAUAAGAAGACACCCCAGCUUUUCCGUGUAACUGCUACCACUGCCGAUGUUGGCUCAGGUCUAGUCGAGUUGGCCUGGCAGAAUGUGGACAAUGAUGGAGGUCCCGAGGAGCCAUUCGCUACCGCCAACAUUUGCUACGAAGAUGCAUCUAAGUGGCUGUCUUCUUGGCAAUUGCCCACCUCAUCCAGAGCAGAAUUGAAGCACUCAAACACCUUGCCGCACAAGGUCAGGCAAGCUGCUUUACACGCAACAUGCAUACACCCUCUUCAGCAGCAACCUGGUAACCUACGCCGAUAA
Talaromyces stipitatus ATCC 10500 is the source of this 1077-nucleotide messenger RNA. RefSeq names its product polyketide synthase, putative. The record is from RefSeq and is a predicted model, not a curated record. Gene Ontology annotation, biological process: secondary metabolite biosynthetic process; fatty acid biosynthetic process. The transcript is spliced from 3 exons. Lineage: Eukaryota; Fungi; Ascomycota; Eurotiomycetes; Eurotiales; Trichocomaceae. Gene Ontology annotation, molecular function: fatty acid synthase activity. Bases 1 to 1077 code for a protein of 358 amino acids.